Cydia amplana is the source of this 1372-nucleotide messenger RNA. It is a transcript of the gene TRAM, whose product is annotated as translocating chain-associated membrane protein 1. NCBI's taxonomy places the organism in Eukaryota, Metazoa, Arthropoda, Insecta, Lepidoptera, Tortricidae. The transcript is spliced from 9 exons. Gene Ontology annotation, cellular component: endoplasmic reticulum membrane. The record is from RefSeq and is a predicted model, not a curated record. Gene Ontology annotation, biological process: SRP-dependent cotranslational protein targeting to membrane, translocation; protein insertion into ER membrane. Bases 158 to 1294 code for a protein of 378 amino acids.
ACAAUCAACAAACGACAGCGCUGUUGACGUGCGUAAAGUGAAAGUGUCACGUCGGCCAAUUCGCUGUCAGUAAUAUUUUUGUUCCGAUAUAAUUUCUUAUUGGCUGCUUAUUGGUACGGAAAUAACGCUAGUUUUGAAAAAGUUAUUGCCGGGAAAAAUGGGUGUUAAGCCUGCAAUUGGAAGAAAAUCUAACAAAAGCCCACCUAUAUUUAGCCAUGAAUUUGUGAUCCAGAAUCACGCAGAUAUAGUAUCAUGUGUGGUUAUGGUUUUCCUGGUUGGACUGAUGGUUCAGUCGACGAGUCCCAUCGCUAGUUUAUUCAUCAGUCUGCACCAUAAUGUCAGUGGCGUUGAACCCUCGAGAGAAAAUCCUAAGGGUGAGCCUUUCUCGUACGAAGCGGGUUGGAAAGAUUCCUGCGCGGUGUUCUUCUACUCGCUCGUGUGUAUCGUGAUGCAUGCAAUCCUUCAGGAAUACUUCUUGGACAAAAUAUCAAAGAAGUUCCACUUGUCAAAAUCAAGAUUAAGCUCGCUGAAUGAGUCUGGUCAGCUGGUUGUGUUCCAUUUGGUGACCUUGCUAUGGGGAGGUGAUGCUAUUCUCCGAGAAGGAUUUGCAUUCAACAUUUCACAGCUGUGGGAUGGCUACCCUAACCACCCAAUGAGUUUCCUGCUGAAACUGUGGUGGAUCGUCCAGGCUGCAUACUGGAUCCACACUCUCCCCGAGCUGUACUUCCAACGCAUCAAGAAGGACGAGUGGGCCGGCCGUAUUCGCCAAGCUCUCAUCGCAUUCACUUUUGUAGCGCUGGCUUAUGGCUUCAAAUUCCAGCGUGUUGGCGUCAGCUUGGUUGUCCUGUACUCCCUGGCCGAGUUCGUGUCACACGCCUACCGCCUUAACGUCAUCCUGAGGGGCGAGCGAGAGGACUUCAUCGAGAAAUUCGGGCGGCUGGUGAACGGCGCGGUGUUCGUGCUGGUGCGGCUGGCCUCGCUGGUGCUGGGCGUGCUCACGUUCUACUUCGGGCUGGCCGGCGCCGCGCCGCUGCUGCUCCGCGUCGGGGCGCUCUCGCUGCUCGUCUCCUUCCAGGUAUACCUCAUGUUCAACUUCAUCUCUGAAGCCAUGAAGCAGAGGCAAGAGUCCCGCCAGCUGGCUCUGAACAGGCCGAAAAAGGAAAAGAAAGACAAACCUAAAAAGGAAAAGGUAAAGAAAGCGCCCGUCGAAGAAUCCGAUCUGCCGGAGGUGGAUCAAAACACGAACAAAACUCUAAGGCAGCGACAAGUCGCCGCCGCCGUCAAGGCAAAAUGAAGCCCUCUCAGUAGCCCAUAGACCUGCACUUCCGAACCGACACGCCCAACGGCCAUUACUGCAUAUUCUGAUAGCAUU